AUGAGCGGUAUUCCAGAUUUUGGAGCUUCAAUCCCUAAAAAAUUCAAAAGCGCCUCUAUGGGUGAUAUUCCAGCACUUGACAUCAAAGCGCUGUUUAGAAUGGUGGUUCUGGGGCCAUCGUUCUCAGGGAAGAGCAACUUAUGUAUGUUCAUCCUCAAGCAUUCUCCUCACGUAUUUGCUCAUCUAACGAUCAUUGCUCGUAAUCCUCACCAGGUGUUAUAUGAGUAUCUUCGUGAUAAGCUUGAUGGCUUUAUCACAUUCACCGACCCUGACUCGCCUCCGAGUGAUGAACGGGUACGUCAUACACCAAUUAAUUCCCAUAAGCCUGAGCUCGUCAUCAUCGAUGACUACAGCAACGAUAAGCUUCUUCAGAAAAAUUUGUUCUCACAUUACUUCACUAGAGGGCGCCACUUCAAGCUAUCAACCAUCUUCUUGACCCACACCUACUUCGCAACGGACAAGAUGAUCAGAUUGAACUCAGAGUACGUAGCGAUCCUGAAAGCUAAUUCUAAGCGAGACCUCCAGAUGGUUGUGAAAGAUUUUAAUAUCAAGGGAGUAGAUGAGCGUUCAAUCGUCUAUUAUUACAACAAAGCCACGGAGCGAAAGGGCCAAAUGCUCUUCAUUGAUUCGGUCAAGGGUCAGAUCAGGUAUAACUUCGAUAGACCGAUUCGUAUCGAGGACUAG
Messenger RNA from Phytophthora sojae, 684 nucleotides. RefSeq lists its product as hypothetical. The transcript has a single exon. Bases 1 to 684 code for a protein of 227 amino acids. The record is from RefSeq and is a predicted model, not a curated record. Lineage: Eukaryota; Oomycota; Peronosporomycetes; Peronosporales; Peronosporaceae.